Molecule: messenger RNA, 2607 nt
Organism: Protopolystoma xenopodis
Lineage: Eukaryota; Metazoa; Platyhelminthes; Monogenea; Polystomatidea; Polystomatidae
Source: the annotation of a GenBank genome assembly
AUGCCGCAACUGGGCCUCCCCUCGUACGCCGCCCUGCGUCGUCAACUGAUGCUGACCUCGCAGACUCUGACGCCUCUCGCCGUCUCGAGCCCCAACUAUGCCGGUCGUCUGCCCACCUGUCCGCUCGGUUGUAGUGAGACCAUCCCCAUCACCGUCUACAUCGAUAUGGACCCCCCGAAGCACCAGCUCGAGCUCGAGCUCGAGUCCACGCGCGAGCCGGCGGCCGAAGCCGAGCUCGAGCCGGAGCCGGAGCCCGAGCCGAUUUCGCCUCGCCUUCGGCCUCGAUCCAGAUCCCGGCCCCAGCCUCGAGCCCAGACUCGAGCCCAACCACGAGCCCAGCCGCGAGCUCAGCCUCGAGUCCGGCCUCGGCCUCGGCCGGCCGGACACAGAGCCGCCUCGGUCCCGCCCCGAGUCUUGCUGGACCGUGAACUCACCGCGUCGCCGGUAACAAUCACGAUGCGUGCCCACACGCCCUCUCGACACGUGAGCCGUCCCCACUUGCUGCAUCAAAGGUCCUUCGUUGAGGCCGGUCACCACGACUACGUCGGGACUACAAGUUCCGAUCGGCCUCGACGACCCCUCACCGGCUCGCUAUGGCAACUGGGCCAGACCGGCGAGCCGGCUCGACUCCGAGUCGGUCCGCGAGGCAGACGCGACUCGACCGAGCCCCCCAGAGAUAGGGCGACCGGCAACAUCUGCCACGAGAACGUCUUCUACACGCAGGCGCCCAAAUUUUCCAAUUACAUCACCUACUCCCAGACUCUACAACCGUCAGAUCGGCUUGUCAGCCGUCGUCUCGUCCGUCCCACCUCGCCGUCGCCAUCGCCGUCGCCGUCGCCUUCGUCUACGGUACCAGCCGGCUCGCCUCGAAAGCUGAGAUCACAGAGCCCUCGAACCUUCGACGAGGUGAAGCGAAUGAUGGCCGACCGAAGAGCCGAGACACGAGGCAACCUGCCCUUGGAGAUGGCCGAGUCCUUGAUCCGUUGGCCGGCCAAAUCGGCUGUUCACUUUGACCAACUUGAGUCCAGAUCUCCUCGGUCGUCAAGGCUCCAAUAUCCGCUCACUCCGAUGACCUUUUACCCCCUCCCGACGGACAGAUCCACCGUCAUCAAGUACGACAAUUGCGACGGCGUGUACACCGAUCUGUAUGAGGCGAGCCCUCUCGCCGGCAACGCAACAAACGGCCUCGCCUCGUUGUUCUAUCAAGCACCAACACCAGCGUCAACGCCAACACCGGUUAAGCCUCCGGAUUGCCCAGUCUUGUCUGGUCGCUCUGACAGCACAGGACGGCCGAUCAGCCGGCAUGGCAACUAUGAGAACGGUAUCAAGGGGCACCGAAACAAAGGGAACCGCGUCGACACACAGUUUCAAGAGACAGCCAACCUCUUCCGCCCCUCGGAUCCGCUACACGUGCUGCCAGUUGAAGAGGCCACCUUCUCUCUACCACCUCCAGUUCAGGUGGCGAGCAGAGAAAAUCUGCCAGUCGCCAUGGCAACCGAAGAGUUGCUGCUCCAGACUCGCCUCAGAUCCGGCUUCCCGAAGCCGCGAAGACUGGCGCUGGAGCGUCUGUCGGACGAGGACGAAAUGAUCCUUGCACCUUUUGCCGUGAAAACCCUCUCAGAGCCGUCGUUCUACGACGGCCGGCCGAAAAGCACCGCCCCCCUCGUUGAUCCGGUCAUCAGCUUCGAUCGUCCUAGCUCGGAUCAACCCGAGACCGUAUACCAGAACGACGAAGACAUUCUCUCACCCGAUGAGCCUCUCAACUUGACGAGACCAGAAUCACGCAAGCCCGUCAUGGGACGUCGUAACGUCACGGUUCGACGUCUCCUCUUCACCGGCCGACGUAAGGCCCCUCGAGACACUGACGCAUUGACUCCACCUCGACCGGCAUCACUGGCCGACGGUGUGGAGAACUCGUCACUUCGAGACGUUCGCCAUGUUCGUCUACGUCCGUCCAACAACCAAAAUCGAGCCGGCAUCUCCAUUUCACGGCCUGGUCAGAUUGACCAAUUGUCUCCGCUCUCCAUCAUCAGCGCCUACCAACAUCUGCCAAGCGAAGCGUCAUCACCCGUAUCCAAGACGGCCUCGAAAGAGGCGACGCAACGGCCUCCGACCAUGUCGCGUACAGUUCAGGAUCAAAAGGCUGUGUGUGAACAACGCUUACCGCGAUCUCCUCCACCGCCCCAAGACGUGACGACCGUCGAGCUCAAACAGUCUGGCGAAAGCCCAGCCCAACCGACUGCUCAAUCAACCAUGACCGAGACUGGUGAUGGGCAUCGAAGCGUGAAAAACGAUUCCGUCUAUCUCAUCGAUGUUCCGGUGAAAGUGCUCCAAAGGACUGCUCCAUUCACCGACACCUCAUCUGGACUUCCAAAACCGCCAAAAAGCCGAGCGUUUAGUCGAGAGGACUCCGACCAAGUGGUACCAACCACAGAGAUCGUCAGUCAGUACGUUUCGAUGAUGCCGAACGCCUCCGUUGCCAUGAUCCGUCCACUGGCACAGCGGAUGACAAAGUCGAGAAUUGACCCGCCAGAGUUCAGCCAUGUUAGGGCUAAACAGGAAGACGGAGACCUCCCGAAUUCGAGAAUCAAGAACGGAGGAGUCUAG